Chelmon rostratus (copperband butterflyfish) is the source of this 3462-nucleotide messenger RNA. It is a transcript of the gene heatr3, whose product is annotated as HEAT repeat containing 3. The coding region runs from base 137 to 2170 and encodes 677 amino acids. NCBI's taxonomy places the organism in Eukaryota, Metazoa, Chordata, Actinopteri, Chaetodontiformes, Chaetodontidae. The transcript has 15 exons. The record is from RefSeq and is a predicted model, not a curated record. Gene Ontology annotation, biological process: protein import into nucleus; ribosomal large subunit biogenesis.
ACGACCACUUUACGGCAGGGACCAUUUUCCACAUGGUCUCCGACCAGGCUACGGCCAGAGUGCGUGUUUGAGAUUCGGAGUGUACAAGAGAAUAAGUCACGUUACAUGCGCAGCUGGCACUUUAACAGGGACUGAAAUGGGUAAAAGUAAAACCACCAAAUUUAAACGGCCGCAGUUCAACGCUGUUGGACUGCCGGUGAAUGCUGUGAAGGAGGUGGACGCUGAGGAAGAAGACGACGGUGGUGAUGGUUGUCCAGCUGCCGAGUUGUUGGAGAAAUUGCAGAGUCCCAGUGCAGAUGUGCGAGAGUUUGCAUGUGCCAGCAUUUCUCGGGUGGUGCAGCAGAGUCAGACCAUCCCAGGUUUCAUCCAGAGGGAUGCUGUGAGGCGCCUCGGGCCCAUGCUGCUGGACUGCAGCCUGGCUGUCAAGGAGACCGCCUCUGGAGCGCUCAGGAAUCUGAGUGCAUGUGGAGGUCAGGAGGUGUGCGAGGACAUGGUGAAGCACGACGUCAUGACUCCUCUGACAGCACUGCUUAGAGAGUGCUGUGCUGGUUUUGAGAGUGCUGCUGAACCGUUGAAAGACCAGAAGAAUGCAGUGGAAGAUGUAGCCAAUGAGGCUGUGAAUCUCCUGUGGAAUCUAUGUGAGAGCAGCAGCCAGGCGCUGUCUGUGUUCAACAGAGCAGGUCUCCUGGAUGUGGUCGUUCAGUGUCUGGAGAGACACCCACAGAACGUGGAGCUGGCCAUAUCUGCUGCCCACUGUUUGCACACUGUGACUGAGGACAACCCAGAGCUGCUGUGUAGCUUGAACACUGCUGUGCUUGGAGUCCUAGAGAAUGUGCUGCUGUCAUCUCAGCCAGGCAUGGCACACACUCUCCUCAGGACAUUGGCUGCAGGGACACUGUGGAACAUGAAGGGCAGUCUGCCUGCUGCCCGUCAGGCCCAGGCCCUCAACGCUGUGGUGGCCACCUUGUCACAGUGCCUGCAUCUGGACACAGGUACGCUGAUACCUGAACUGAGACAAGCCGAAGAGGUUCGUCACAGAAACACACCAGCCGCACCAGACGCAGAGGAGCAGGCUGCAGGAGAGCUCGGUGUGGAGGAGAUGGACGAGGAGGACGCACCUAAACACAAGAGGAGUGGAAAAGCUGCAAGAGCUGAUGGUGACUUCUCUGACCUCUUGCCUAGGGGCAAAGAGGAGCUGAGGGAGGCAACGGCCUUGCUGACAGCCCAGCAAACGUCCUUAGAGAUCAUCGUCAACAUGUGCUGCUCUGAUGAUCCUUCUGAUGACGAGUGGGAGGAGGAGUCGAGCAGUGAUGAAAGCGACAUGGGUCCGGAUGGCCUUUGUGAUGGAGUGUCCAGUCUUAUGUCUCCACUAUGUUUGUCAGCUGAGGUUCACGGGGCCUUAAUCAGCCACAGCAUCCCUGAAAAGGUCCUCAAAAAGACGGAAUUCCCCAGAAAGGAAGCCAUGGAUGUGUGCCAUCAGACUUCCUCCUGGAGAAGCCUGAUAAAAAAGAUGCAACGUGUGCAGUCACGGGCACUGACGUGCCUCCACAGCAUCCUCUCCACUAUGGACGCCGAGUCUCUGGGAGGAGCGGCAGCCCUGCAGGGAGCAGCACAGCACCUGUCCACGCUGGUGUUUGGUGCAGCAGAGAUGCCCAAAGAUGAGGAGUUCCUAGAGGCUGUCAUCAGCGCCAUGCGGUCCCUUUUACAGAUGAUCGCCUCCAAAAAUAUCCCCCAGUGUAUGACCCCCCAGCAGCUGAUGAGCCUGAGCGAAGCAGCCACCCGCUGUGAAGUUGUCAGUGUGAGGGUCAAUGCCGUCGCCAUUCUGGGCAUCACUGGCAGCACAUUAGCCAAAGAGAAGGGCACUGCUGAAAACCUUCAGAUGAUUGGAAACGCUUUACUUCAAGUUGCCACGAAGGAUGCCGACCUGGUUGUGAACGGAGAAGCCCUCGACGCCCUGUUUGAUGUUUUUGCGGAUGGAGACGAGGCGGAGACAGCUGCUAAAAACAUCCAGCUACUACCUGCACUGAAGGCACUUCAACCUGUCUUUAAGGCCAAGAUCCGUAAAGAAGGACGAGGCAGGUACAACCCCCAGCAGCUGUGUGUGCUUGACAACAUCAGAGUCAACCUGAGAAGAUUCAUUGGUUACCUGGAGAAGGUGGUGAAAAAGUGAUGACUUUCAGUGCUUCACAUUGUGAUCAGCUGAACCUGUAUGGUUUGGACAGAUAUGCCAACAGGAGCAUAGAAAGGAACAGAAUGUGGUUGUGAAACCAUCAAGUAUUUAUUAUUUAAACCAUUUGGUUUUGCUUGGUUUCAUUGUUAAUAUUCUUUGAAUACUGAGUUACUAUUUUUGCUGAGUGAUGUCAAAGUUUAUUGGUGGGAUGAAAGACAUGGAGAAAUCUAAUAUUAGUUAUUAGCUACUGCCAGUUGCAGUAAAGAGAGGUUUUUACUUUUGCUCCCUCAGUUGAUAUGUGUCAUUCAACCCAAAGUGGUUGUCAGACUUAAAUUUGUGUAUUUUCACGUCCUCCAGUAUCACUUUUAUUUUAUCAGGUCUGUAGCGCUGACACCAGGUCACAUGUGCACCCUUAACUUUGCCCCAUGUUUCAGUGGGCCAAAAAUUACGUUUGCAGAUCUGCAAGGUUUAGGAAGGACAGCUACUACAAAUUACAGGCUUGUAGCAUCAAACUUAAUGAAAAAGAGAAGAGUUUGUGUUUUGGGUAUCAUGUGAUAGAAUCAUAAUUUUGUUGGUACUUCUACAGAGAAAUAAAUUACUGUGUUAUUUCAGUAACUUGCUAAACUGAAAGGGUUUGACACACUGCCAAGGUUGUGACAACAUUGAUAACUAUAAGAAAUAUGCACAUAUUCUCUACCUCUGCCUCUCUGUGCUCCAUCUACUUCUCACUUCUGAGCAUUAGUUGCACACAGUUGUAAACUUUUCUGUGUGCGAGUCACCGUGGUUGCCAACUCUGCUGAAGCAUUCUUGUCAGUAACAUUGUAAUGUCAUUGGCCAGAUUGCAACAAGAUUGGGUGUCACAAAACACCAAAUGAUCAGUCAGCAUCCAAAAUUGCUGCUACAACUAACAAUCCUUUUCUACAACCAUGCAGGUUUGAAAUGUAUAAAUCCAGGAUGGUGCCACCUCUUUUGCACCUGAUCCACAAUUCAUCAUGCUUUGAGUAAGAGACAAAGCCAGCUCAUUAGCUUUCAUUAAUGCAGUAAAUGGUAAAGACUGACUGGUGACUAGCACCCACAGAUGGCAUUUACCGAAACAAACUCUGUGAUGGUUCUCAUGUUGUAAGGGUCAGACAGAGCUUCCCUGGGUUCCCACAACUUUCCAGGGAAAUGUAAAUACAAUUGCAUAUCAUCAGGUAAAAAAGACAAUUUCAAAGAUAAAUUUGAGGGAGGAUAUGUCAUCAGGCUAUGAAUAUAUGACUUUUUUUUUAAUAAAUCUUGAUUUCUUAAGCAGU